This is a messenger RNA of Pteronotus mesoamericanus, 3231 nucleotides long. Its product is annotated as E3 ubiquitin-protein ligase RLIM-like. The transcript has 4 exons. The record is from RefSeq and is a predicted model, not a curated record. Gene Ontology annotation, molecular function: ubiquitin protein ligase activity. Gene Ontology annotation, biological process: protein ubiquitination; random inactivation of X chromosome; ubiquitin-dependent protein catabolic process. The coding region runs from base 1 to 3231 and encodes 1076 amino acids. Gene Ontology annotation, cellular component: cytoplasm; nucleoplasm. NCBI's taxonomy places the organism in Eukaryota, Metazoa, Chordata, Mammalia, Chiroptera, Mormoopidae.
AUGACGAUGGAAAACUCAGAUUCUGGAGGUGAAGGAGAUGAAUCUGAGGCCCAGAGCAGAAGUCAGAUGGACCAAAUGGUUCAGGAAGAUUUCUACCGGCUUGUGAAUAACCUGAGUGAAGAUGAUCACAAGCAUAGGAGGGGUAACAACUGGCUAGGCAACCGAGGGGAAAGUACAGAAGAGUUGUGUACAAGACGGAUACUCAUUAAAGAAAACCUACUGGAAAACUCAGAUGAAAGUACAGAUGAAGGAGACCCUUCGGAUGAUGGGUCUCGCAGUGACUCUUUACUAGACUGGCUUAUGUCAUUUGAACCAAAUGACAAUGUGGGAAAUGGGCAAAGAGAACAACCACCUAGGAGAGAAAGACCACAUUACAGUCCAUCAUCUGUGAAGAGCGGCUCUGCAACAGACCAGCCUGACUCUUUGGGGCAAACCAAAACAGUGACAAGAGGGCAAAGAGAACAACCACCUAGGAGAGAAGUAAGCCAGGUUAAUCCACCCAGGGAUUUCAGAUCCCGUUCAGCAGUAAAUUUUAACAAUGGGAGCCCACAUGUAAGGGAAGAGUACACACCAUCUACCAGACUUCCCAGAGGAGGAGAAGUGAAAAGCAGCCCAAGUCAAGUGAAAAAUCCACAACCUCAGCCAACAUUUACAAGACCACCUAGAUCAGAACAAAGUAGACCUGGAGCAUUAAUGGAAGGCCCUCCUACCAGAGGUCAGAAAAGAGAAAGAAGCAGAAGCCCAGACCGCAGCAGGGCCAGAGCAAGAUUUGAAAGUGUGCCACUUCCACGUUCACUCGGUCUCCUUUCACAGAGACCACAUUACAGUCCAUCAUCUGUGAAGAGCGGCUCUGCAACAGACCAGCCUGACUCUUUGGGGCAAACCAAAACAGUGACAAGAGAGCAAAGAGAACAACCACCUAGGAGAGAAGGGAGCCAGGUAUGUCCACCCAGUGAUUUCAGAUCCAGUUCAAAAAUAAAUUUUAACCUUAACAACGGGAGCCCACAUGCAAGGGAAGAGUACACACCAUCUACCAGACUUCCCAGAGGAGGAAAUGUGAAAAGCAGCCCAAGUCAAGGGGAAAAUCCACAACCUCAGCCACGAUUUACAAGACCACCUAGAUCAGAACAAAGUAGACCUGGAGCAUUAAUGGAAGGCCCCCCUACCAGAGGUCAGAAAAGAGAAAGAAGCAGAAGCCCAGACCACAGCAGAGCCAGAGCAAGAUUUGAAAGUGUGCCACUUCCACGUUCACUCGGUCUCCUUUCACAGAGACCACAUUACAGUCCAUCAUCUGUGAAGAGCGGCUCUGCAACAGACCAGCUUGACUCUUUCAAACAAACUAAAAAUACAGCAAGUGGGCAAAGAGAACAUCAGCCUUGGAGAGAAGGGAGCCAGGUCAAUCCACACAGUGAUUUUGGAUUCAGUUCAGAAAUCAAUGUUAACUUUAACAAUGGGGGUCCAAAUGCAAGAGAAGAAUACACACCAUCUACCAGACUUCCCAGAGGAGGAAAUAUGGAAAACAUCCAAAGGCAAGUAGAAUGUCCACAGCUUGAGCCAAGAUUUACAAGACCACCUAGAUCGGAACAAAGUAGAGCUAGAGCAUUCAUGGAAAGCCCCCCUACCAGAGGUCAGAAAAGAGAAAGAAGCAGAAGCCCAGACCGCAGCAGGGCCAGAGCAAGAUUUGAAAGUGUGCCACUUCCACGUUCACUCAGUCUCCUUUCACAGAGACCACAUCACAGUCCAUCAUCUGGGAAGAGUAGUUCUAUAACUAAAAAUACAAGUGGGCUAAGAGAACACCAGUGUGGGAGAGACAUGAGCCAGUUCAAUCCACAUAGUAAUCUCAGAUUCAGUUCAGAAAUCGAUGUUAACUUUAACAAUGGAGGUCCAAAUGUAAGGGAAGAGUAUACACCAUCUACGAGACUUCCCAGAGGAGAUAGUGUGAAAUACAGCCAAAGGCAAGUCGAACGUCCACAACCUGAGCCAAGAUUUAUAAGACCACCCAGAUCAGAACAAAGUAGACCUAGAGCAUUAAUAGAAGUCCAACCUACCAGAGGUCAGCAAACAGCAAGAAGCCGAAGCGAAGACCAGGGCAUAACCAGGGCAGGUAUUGAAAGGUCACCUGCACAGUCACUGGGUGAACUUUUACAAAGGCUCCAUCACAGUGUAUCAUCUCCAACUUUGGAGCAGCCUUCAGUAUGUGAGACUGAGAGAUUUUCUAGAACUCAGCACCAUGAAAUUUUGAGACAGCAAAUAACUGGACCUGAAUUGCAAAAAAGGGUUCUUUUUGCAAAUUCUGAAACAAGGAAUGCCAUACAAGGAAAAUCUUCUCCAAACACAACCAGUGAUGGUGAAUCUUGUCAACUGAGAAAGAGGAAUCCAACUAUAUCCAUCUACUCUGAAACAGGACGAGUUCAUCCUGUGGCAUAUUGUGAGAGAGAAAGCGUAACCAGUAGAACUCAGAUAACAUCUGAUACACCAAAUCAUAUUGUCACUUUAGAAAGUGAACAAGGGGAACUUAGGCAUAUGUUUUCACAUUAUGAACAGGGAGAUAUGAGAGCUUAUGUCAGUACCAUCGGAAUUCCCAUUUGUAGGACUUUAAAUACUGGUUUAAAUGAUACAACAUCCAGUGCAAUUCCAAGCACAUUAAGCCCGGCAAUGACAUAUUUCAGUGACUCAAGUAACCUUGUGGACAGUGACAGUGAUUCAGAGCCUAGUUUCUCACCCCCAAGUCAAAAUAUGGAAAGGGAAGAGUCACCCAGUGGAAGCGACAGUUCUCACGGUAGUAGGGGUUCGGGUUUCAGCUCAACUUGUAGCUGUGAUUACUGCUCACAUUACACAUUGACUUCUAGUUCAGACUUCAGUUACAUGUCUACUUCCAGUUCUAGUAUGAUGUCCAGUUCCAGCUCCAGUGAUGAAAGUUCAGACACUGCCAUAUUGUUGUUUGAUAGCAGUGAUGAAAGUGACUUUUGGCCUUCCCCUGAUGACCAUCCUCCAGGACUCAGCGAAGCACAGAUUGACAACUUGGCUGUAAGAUCCUCUGUUAAAAAUGAUACAUUGAACGAGUGUAGCAUCUGCAUUACAGAGUACAAAGAAGGCAGCCAUCUUCGCACCCUACCUUGCUCCCAUGAAUUUCAUGUUUGCUGUAUUGAUCGUUGGCUUUCUGACAACUCUACCUGUCCUAUUUGUCGCCGGAAUGUAGCAGAUUCUGGUGAGAGAGAAAAUACUAAUUGA